Molecule: messenger RNA, 3999 nt
Organism: Trypanosoma cruzi
Lineage: Eukaryota; Euglenozoa; Kinetoplastea; Trypanosomatida; Trypanosomatidae
Exons: 1
Coding region: 1-3999 (1332 amino acids)
Molecular function (GO): calcium ion binding
Source: RefSeq, a predicted model, not a curated record
AUGUCUCGGCAAGAGAUGACGGAAUCUAUUGAGCAAUUAGAGUCGGACCUGAGGGCAUUAGAUAGAGAAAGGUCUGGUUUUAUUCCGUGUGAGGAUUUCAAAGUGGUGCUGCUGCGCAACGGUGGAUCCCUGGCGCAGGUGGAGGCGCUCACUGAGCAGUUCAAGGUGGAAGGACGAGGGAGUGUCCGCUACGCAGCUCUCCUGGACAGCAUGAAACAGUUAGCAGAGUGCAUGAAUUCAUCGCUGCUGGCGCGGGACGAUGAUGACAGCUUCGGCCGCCGCUCUGCGUCCCGCUUCUCUGAUGAAAGUGAUAUGAAAAAAGGUGCGAUAGCGGCCGGAAUUUCACAUGAACGACCGCAGCCAUAUGUCAUUAGCCAGGUGGCGUCGUGUGCGGAGAAAUCCGCGAAUUAUGAUUCACAUCAUGGCGCAUUUAAGUCCGGUGGCGAUGACAAAAGAAACGAGACGUUUUACUCCUCAUGUGCUUCUCCCGAUGCGCGUGAGCCGACGGGGAUUUUAUUGCAGAGUUCUGCUUCAACUCAUCGUUUUGCCAUUCCGCGAAGUAGAUUCACCGCUUUGGCAGCGAAUGGGCGGGAACAUAAAGCCCCACUUGUCACAAGCGGGGGCGCAAAUAAAUCCGAAUUUGUUGAACGUCCCGUGGAACGCGCCUCCUUUUCGUCAAGCCGUACUUCUUCUGUGGAGCGGAUGCUGCAGAAGGCAAAGGAGUGUGCCUUUUCAAGAAGUACCUCUCAACUGUCAUCCGGAGGGCUGAAGAAAGAAGCGUCGCAAGAGGAGUUGAGUGGGAGAGGGUACAGAGGAGCACUGCGACCACCAAACAAUGAUUCAAAAGGCAUGAUGGAUGCGGGGAAGAUGGAGACUAAAGGAACAUCCUUAAAAGGGCCGAGCGCAGCGGCAAAAACGACGACCAUGAUUGACACAAACAGGUCUUUGGUUCAGGACACACAAUUGACAAGCACGUCCCUGCCACACAAUACAUCGAGAGUAAGUCAUGGAACCUCCAUUUCAGGGUUAGCCAGCCGAGGAGGGUUGAUUUCUCUUCGGGAAGUAUUCCGUUUAGUGGACGCGGAUCAAGAUGGUAACGUCUCACUACAAGAGGUGUGGAACGCAUUCCACCGACGUGGUAUUGACAUCUCGCUCUUGGAGCUGGCUGCCCUUGCAGACUCCUUGGAACUGGACGUCUCUCAGAUGUCUGAUGUUUCAAGUACAAAUGCUGCUGCUCACGAUGACCGUGACAGAAUAUUAAACAUGGUGGACUUUUGUAUGCUUGUAUCACGCAUGCGUUCCAGCCUCAUUGAGCGUAUUCGUCGGUCGGCGCUUUGGGUUGCGGCUGCAACGGAGCCAUCGCCCCCGCUGGUGUCCAGUGCACGUUGUGUCACAGAUAGCGGACGUGAUAGGACUGAUGCACGGCAACGUCAGAAUACAGAGAAAGACGUGGCGACUCCGGGUAAACCGUUGCCGCUGAUGAACCCAACGUCAUACGAUUUCAUGUCACCGUCUCAGUCGCCAUUGUCACCCCCACCACCAUCCUCGCCGCCCACUGAAGUAAUGUACCGCCCCAAGCAGCAGCCGGUGUCGCACAUGGACGUCAAUAGUUUCAGCCCCCCACCGAGUGUGCAUACAAGCCUGGCUUUCAGCCAUGCGAUAGAGUCCAGUUUGGCCAGCACACCGCAAGGGCGUAGCACGGCAGUGGCCGCAGUAGAACAUCAUCUAAAAUCAGGCUCCUCCGUCUCCGUUUCCCCCUCACCUGACUCAGAGAGACCCUUAUUAGCACGGGUGACACCCACACGCCGUGCAAACACAUCGCCAUCCCCUCAUCUCUCAAAUGCCGUUAGGGAAUCGGAGGCGAAAUCCUUCGUGGAGAAGCAACAGAAAUCUGUUGUAAUGACCGCCUCAAGAUCGCAGAGCCCACAUCCGUAUGAUCUGCCUAUAGAACGAGGGCUUCAAGAUGAAAUUGAGUUAAGUGCGCCCAUGCCGUAUCCACAAACAACCAUGAACCGAAGUAGAAUACGACAGAUGUCUAGCCCGAGUGUGUCGCUUGCUUCAUCCACAACAGAUGCCAAAAUAGCCGGCGAGGCGACAGGUCUGGCUAAGCAAGACUACGCGAUGCUACACAGAGAAAUACUGGCGCGGCAGAGACAACGCAUUGAAGAAGAAGACUUUCUUAGGCGAUUGGAACAGGAAUUUCAGGAAAAGUACGGUGAUCUCAUGAAUGAGAAUAGUGCUGAGCGAACGGAGGAUGAACCUUCCCCAUCCCCAAUGAAUCAACCGGUCGAUUUCAGCGAAAAGAAGCCUUUAAAUUCCGUCAUUCGUGGCGCAGUGGUGAGCAAUUCCGGGGAAGCGAGGACGAGAUCAUCUUCUUCCUCGUUGGGAAAUGCAUCCCCAUCGGGUGGAGAAGGAGCUGGUAAUAGCAAUGUGGGGGGAAGGUUGUUGAAGCCAACCGCCUCCUCGCUGGCACAUGAGCACGAGAAAAAAUUUAAAUAUUAUCCACCCAGGCGUGCUGUGUCCUUGAGCCAGGGUCGAGGUGCAAUCAUUCGGAAGACGGACACGAAGGACGGAAAUGGGAACAUCUUAACAGACACCACGCCCAGGAGAAGGAACUCCAACAGCGGUGAGGAACCCACUUUCAUGAGUGAAAAAAAACAAGUUGUUGGCAAGGAGCCGCAACAAAAACAGAACUCGUCCAUUGCAGCCUCUGUCUUUGCCUACAAGACUGUGCCUCGGGCUGGAGUUAUUCGGAGUGUGCAGCCGUUUGUCUCACCCAGAAACGGUGUAUCGGCACGCAUGCAUCGCAAUCACCCCGGCGGCGCAGAAGAUGGAUCCUCUUCAGAUCGCUUGGGCGGGACGAGGCCUGGUGUAGUGCGUGUCUCGCUGGUUCCCUCUUUAGAUGGUGUGCGACGCCGACCAGGAUUCCCCUCUGAAGGGACACAGAGCACACAUGAGGGCGCAGACACGAGUGCAACGAGACAUAAUCCCCCAAUGCCUGGGAUUCCACCGCGCCCACCAACUCAAUUGAAUGCGUCGGAAAGUGAUACAAGCGAUGCCAACAAGACCGACCCUCCGGAGUUAUCGCAAGGGAUUUUGGAAAAACUCUACGGAAAAUGCUCUCAGCUGCUCUCACUUUGCACGAACUACGAUCGGUCGCAGGAUGGCUUUGUGUCGCCCAAAGACCUUGGCCGCGCGCUUUACGCGGUUGCGCCAGACCUAACAGAAGGUGAAAUCAACGAGUUAGUACGUGCUGGAAUUAUCAAUGGGUGCGAUGGCAAUCGCUGCCACUACACGUCGCUUGUUGGGACGCUUUUGGUGCAGGAGAGCUACGUGGGUCUCCCAGAUGCGGUUACGUCUGACGAAGAGACCCCUAAGAAGAAGGUUGGUGCGGAGGGAAAAAAAUCAGUGGAGAUGUCAAGUCGAGCCGCAGCAGCGUUGUCCGUGCCACAGCCGUGGAUAAAGGAGGCCACGCCACGCGUUACGAUUCAAAGUGCCAUGGGAAAUGCCGAGGAAUUUAAACUUGAGGAGCGUGUACGGAAGGGACGAAUAAAAAUGAAGCGACUACUGCGAGAGGAGCUGCUUGGAUCCUGUGACGGUGACUACCAUCGACUGCGCGAUGCCUUCUUUGCUUACGAUGAUAUUCGCACCGGCUUCAUUGAGGAGAAGGUGUUACGUAAAUGUCUUGUGGAAUUAUUCCGUAACGCAAAACGUGUCAUACCGCCGUGGGUCAUGGACCGCUGCGUGCGACUGUGCCGCAAACCGUUUGAGCGGGAGAUGAUUGAUACCGCUGAUGACGAGAAUGAUGCCGAUGAUGAUAAGAAUGCACCGAAACGGAGAAAAAACGCUGCCACUGCUGCUGCUGCUGCUAGAGUAGUGGCGCCUCCGCCCGAAUCUCGUGAGGAGGCGGCUGCACGGCGCCGUGUGCAUGGAAUUCCAAAGUUGUUGUGGGGUGUGUUGUGCGAUUAUCGAUACCUGCUGGAGGAGUUGCGCCUAUAG